This is a messenger RNA of Volvox carteri f. nagariensis, 1422 nucleotides long. RefSeq lists its product as uncharacterized. The coding region runs from base 1 to 1422 and encodes 473 amino acids. The transcript is spliced from 6 exons. NCBI's taxonomy places the organism in Eukaryota, Viridiplantae, Chlorophyta, Chlorophyceae, Chlamydomonadales, Volvocaceae. The record is from RefSeq and is a predicted model, not a curated record.
AUGGCCCCGGUCGCCUCAGCUCCCGCGGCCUGCAGGCACCUCCCCGCAACGGAGCUCUUGGGCGAUGGCGCGCAGCAGCAAAAUCAGGAAGCUCUUAUUACUGUGUUGGGCAUAUGUCUUCUCAUUAUUGGCUUGUGCGCGUUCACUGGCGCUAUAUUGGUUUUACAACAGCUUCAGCAACCAAGUUCACGCACAGAGUCGGCAACCGUUGCCCCCGUCCGGCGAGCUUCAAAGCCGAUGGCGGCCACCACACAAUUUCGUCCUCUUGGCGAGGGCCUGCGGCAUCGAGGCGACCUAACACGGCAGACGAGCGGGAAGCUUGACCGCAGCUCGUCCCUACUGCUCACCUCCGCGGACGUAACUCCCACCUUGAAUUCCACCGACGUUUCCUUUGCACGUUCCUCCGUGGGCAACUUGGGCACCACAACUACAACCCCGACCGGAAUCACUUCUUCAGCUGCCGCCCAUCCAACAACUGCCACAUCAUCAAGCGGCGACGCGGCUCUGAUGUCAGGCUGCUUGCAGGUCACGUCUAGCAGCAUCUACAGCGGCACUGGCGGUGCACAUCCCAUUUCGGUGACCAAGCCGAUUGACGGAAUCGACAUUGGUUUGCUCAGUCGUAUCGACGAAGCCCUUUCCAGCGGUUACAUGCAGCCCCACCAGGCAACCCAGCUACUGAAAUCGUACGGCUGUGACCUGGAUGACCUCCUGCGCACCGAGCUAGGACGCGACUCAGCCGACGGAGAGGACGGCCCCGCCGCCGCCCGCCUCGCCUCCGCGCACGUUCUGGGUGCCGUUCGCCCUGCAGCCAGCACCGCCCCUGCCGCCACUACCAUCAUCCGUACCGCCCCUGCCGCCUCGCCUGCUACCACCCUCACCCCGGCCGCUGCACAUCUUAGCCCCGCUGCUACUGCUGCUGCUGCUGCUGCAUCCCCGCCACCGUCGCUGCCAUCACCAGGCACUGCUACAGCUGCAAACCCGCUCCACAAUAGUCUCCAACAGCAGCAGCAGCAGCAGUCGGGAGGCCUACAGCGGUCGGGAAGCUCCCAGAAAUCCCUGGUUUCGGGGCCAGAUCAACCCGGACACCCCCUGCCUCCUCAGCAGCCGCAGCAACAGCACCAAGGAGGUCUACGCAGCCAGGGAGGAUCCGCCGCCUCUAUGUCGUCCCUGUUAAGUACGGGUGGCGGCGGCGGUGGCGGCGGCGGUGGCGGCCAUAUUUCCGGUGGGGAUGGGGCUCCGGGCUCCGCCGGCUCGGCUGUCGUCAUCGAUGAUGCGUUGCUGCUGAAGAUCGACCUGGCAUUGGCGAGUGGCUGUGUGCGGCCUGAUCAGGCAACCCAGCUGCUCAAGUCCUAUGGCUGUGACCUGCCGCAGCAAUUGCUGCCACUACUUGGCUGUCUGCACAUCACUGCGGUUAUCACUUAA